Molecule: messenger RNA, 999 nt
Organism: Mangifera indica (mango)
Lineage: Eukaryota; Viridiplantae; Streptophyta; Magnoliopsida; Sapindales; Anacardiaceae
Product: transmembrane emp24 domain-containing protein p24delta9-like
Exons: 4
Coding region: 120-761 (213 amino acids)
Biological process (GO): Golgi organization; intracellular protein transport; endoplasmic reticulum to Golgi vesicle-mediated transport
Cellular component (GO): endoplasmic reticulum-Golgi intermediate compartment; endoplasmic reticulum; Golgi apparatus
Source: RefSeq, a predicted model, not a curated record
CAUUGACCUUUUAUGAUGGGUGGCGCCACUCUACAUCAGAGGCCAUUUGAUGCAGACAGUGGUCGAACAUUUUUAUUUAUUAAUUUUUGAUUUAUCCGUAACUACGACAAUAUCAAACAAUGAAUAUGAUGAGAGUAAUCGGAACCCUUGUGGUAAUCCUUGGGUUUUUAUCCUCUCCUUCUCAAUCACUCCGCUUCGAAAUACAAUCGGGUCAUACCAGAUGCAUCGCCGAAGACAUCAAAAGCAACUCCAUGACCGUUGGCAAGUACAACAUCGUCAAUCCUAACGAAGGCCAGCCUUUGCCCGAUUCACACAAGCUCAUCGUCAGGGUGACGUCGUCAUAUGGGAAUAGUUAUCAUUUCGGGGAUCAUGUUGAUUCGGGUCACUUUGCGUUUACGGCUGCUGAGGAUGGAGAUUACAUGACUUGCUUUUGGGCCGUUGAUCAUAACCCACAAAUAACCUUGACCAUUGAUUUUGAUUGGAGGACGGGUGUGCAAGCUAAGGACUGGUCCAAUGUCGCUAAGAAAGGCACAGUUGAAGUCAUGGAAAUAGAGCUCAAGAGGUUGAUUGAUACUGUUGAUUCAAUUCAUCAAGAAAUGUUUUAUCUUCGGGAAAGAGAAUCAGAAAUGCAGCAGUUGAAUGAAGCUACAAACUCCAGAAUGGCGUGGUUGAGUGGGCUUUCACUUCUUAUUUGUAUAACAGUUGCAGGCCUGCAACUGUGGCACUUGAAGACCUUCUUUGAAAAAAAGAAGCUCAUUUAAGUUCAUAUCGGGCAAGUUAAACCAUUUUUAUAUUCAAUGCUCUUGUAAAUUAUCUUAGAAAAAAUGUACUUUUUCAGAGAAACAUAAUUAUGAGAUGAUACUGUUAGAUUUUUCUUUUGGGUUUCUUUCAAUGACCUGAGGGUACUUUUAGAUUUUGGUACGACAAUGUUUUAUGUCUUCCCAACAUGAGUCUUGUAGAAGUUGAUUUGAGGAUAAAAAACUUGCCAUUUUCCCAAAA